AUGGCCGGCCUACCUUUACUGCCCUACUUGCCGCCUGGCUGGACCGAAACUACCUACCAAAACGCGACCAGCGCCGAGUACAAUGCUCUGCCAGAGGAGCUGCUGCAAAAACUCAUGGAGCGCAAAGUCGAGGAGGCGCGGCAGCAGGCCGAUCAGAUCCUACAAGAGGCUAGGGCGUGGCGAGCCGCAACCCACGGCAUCGCGACCCUGGCCGUCCACGACAGCGGGAAGACCGGGCCGCCCGCCGCCGCCGCCGCCGCCACCACCACCACCACACCAGCAGCCGACCACGACGAUGUCUCACUGGAAAAUGCACAGCGCCUCGUGCGCCGCGUCGAGGCGGCCUCCUCCCCGUCGUCGUCGUCGUCGUCGUCGUCGUCGUCGCCGCCGCCGCGCUGGGCCGAGAUGGGUUUCCUCGUCUUCCGCACCUACUACGCCGACGAGCCGCUGUGGGAGCGCUUCCAGCGGCGCUUCGGCGAGCUCGUCGACGCCGGCAUCCUCGCCGCGCUGCCCGCCGUCCCGGGACUCGCGCGCGUCCGCGGUCGCGUCAAGCUACCGCUCGUCUCCGACUACGCGCUCGUCGACCUGGGCCCGGGCGGCGUGGCGCACAUUUACCGCGACAGCGUGAGCAACCUAGAAGAUGACAGCGACGACGAGCAAGAAGAAGAGGUAGGGGAGGAAAGGGAUGAGGGGGGCCAUCUGGCGAGCUUGGACCCGGGUCUGCGCAUGCCCAUGUGUCUGAUGGUCGACGAGGAGUGUCUGCGGUCGCUGGACGACGGCGCGGCGCUGCCGUUUGUCAAGGCCGUGGAUGCGAGGCUGGCGACGAACAGGGAGAUGCUGCACUACGAGGGCUGGUUCAAGGUGUCGGUGCGGGCGCUGAUGCCGCACUUUUACGCGGCGGUGCAGUUUUACGAGCCUGUGCAGAUCAGCGCGGCCGUGGACGGGAGCACGGGGAUCUGGACGGACAUGGGGAAAGUGAGGUCGUCGAGGGCGGAGGAGGAGACCACGACGGACUUGUAA
Molecule: messenger RNA, 1020 nt
Organism: Cordyceps fumosorosea ARSEF 2679
Lineage: Eukaryota; Fungi; Ascomycota; Sordariomycetes; Hypocreales; Cordycipitaceae
Product: WW/Rsp5/WWP domain protein
Exons: 2
Coding region: 1-1020 (339 amino acids)
Source: RefSeq, a predicted model, not a curated record